Messenger RNA from Ziziphus jujuba (common jujube), 784 nucleotides. RefSeq lists its product as uncharacterized. The coding region runs from base 81 to 461 and encodes 126 amino acids. The record is from RefSeq and is a predicted model, not a curated record. NCBI's taxonomy places the organism in Eukaryota, Viridiplantae, Streptophyta, Magnoliopsida, Rosales, Rhamnaceae. The transcript has a single exon.
CAUAACACACUCACAAUUUACUCAUAUUUCCCACAACAACAACAAAGAAACAGAAGAAAAAACAGAGUAGUCUUUAAGAAAUGGAGUCAAGCCGCAAGAGAAGAGGGUUCAUAAAGGGGAAGUUGAUGCCAUUCUACCGAGCAGCCAAGCCUUCCUCAACAGUCCAAUACACAAGCAAAGUCAUCAAGCCUAGCCAGUCUUCUCCUUCAGCUUCUUCUGUUGGUUAUGUGCAUGUUCAAGACUACGUGAUUUCCGGUCAGCUUCCGACCAAGAAGGUGUCGUUCAUGCUGCCGGAAAACUCACGCGAAUCGACGUUCGGGCAAUUGGAUGGUACCAUCUAUGGUGUUGCUUGUGAUGAAGCUGUUGAUAUGAAAGCUGCUAGUUAUAUUUCUUCUGUUCAAGAACGAUUCAAGCUCGAACGAAUCAACUCUGAACGUCCCAAGUGCCAAGACAUACAUUAGAGAGCUAGCAUAGCAGAGUUGCCACCAAAAAAUUUAAUAAAUAAUUCGCAGCUAAAUUUAUUCAGUAAAAUAAUAGAUAAAGCUAGCAAAUUACAGCUAAGGCCAUUAAUUAAGGUUAAGUGUGUGUUUAAUUUUAAUUAAUUUGUUCAUGUCUGUCUUUAGCUGUAAGAUUAAAAUAGAAGCUGGUUGUAUCUUAGAUAGGCCAAUUAAGUCGUCUGAGUGACUGAUCGAGUUGGUAUUUUCAUAUGUAUACCUUGAGAGUUGUCAGUCUAAUUAAUGUAAUAAGUAAAAAAGGAUUUGGUAUAAUUAUUGCUUUUUGGUCA